AUGUUCUCUCUACCACCCAUCUUCCAACCCUCUACAUCUAUAUUGAUCUAUUACAAAGUCGGUGCAUCAAACGCAAGUACAGCAAAGCCAGAGUGCCCUACAACCAUGGACCACUACAAUCCUUCCUUGCAAAAGGCGAUCCACAAGGUGCAGCCAAGCGACUCCGUCAACCAGAUCUGUCACAUCUGGACCGAUAUCCUGCAGUAUUAUUUUCCCGAACCCAUCAAGCAAACCGCGAUGACUGACCUGCCAGAGUUGUUUCCAGAAAUGGGUCUCGUAUUGGGAUUGAUCGCUCUAACUAUCGACAUUUCAAGUGGUCCACUUCAUGGCGCGCCGUUCUUCCAUGUCCACGUCCGGGACCCACCCCAUUCGGACCUGGCGAUGUGCUGGGACGAAGCUGAAAAGGAAAUCAAAUGUGAGUUGAAUGGACUAGAGGUCAAGUCUGGAAUGAAUGUGAUUUAUGCGGCUGUUGUGAUCGGCCCGUAUGUGCGUUUCUACACGUAUGCAGGCCAGUCUCUCAAGAUCAUCCACUGGACCGAGAGACAGACCCUGCAUGUGGUCCAUGAUCACAAAGAUAUUGUCGUGUACCCCGAUUCCUUCAGAGACGGCGCAAAUCCGAUAAUCAUGCGUACGAUUGACGACCUCCUCUUCCAGAUUGUCUCCGACUUGCCAUUACUUAACAAGGCCUGCUUGGCCCUUAGCUCGAGGAGACUAUAUACAGUCACCUGA
Molecule: messenger RNA, 729 nt
Organism: Aspergillus glaucus CBS 516.65
Lineage: Eukaryota; Fungi; Ascomycota; Eurotiomycetes; Eurotiales; Aspergillaceae
Exons: 3
Coding region: 1-729 (242 amino acids)
Source: RefSeq, a predicted model, not a curated record